GGGCCGCAGCCUGGAGCCCCAGGAUCUGUGACUUGGAACCACUGGCCUUGUGGCACCAACACCCUGAGCGGCCAGAACCGCAUCAGUCACUGACCAGACGAGCCCCAAGAGGACAUAGGGGCGCUUGCAAUGGCGGGCACCCUGGACGAGCUCUGGCGCCAGUGCACCUGGGCCUUAAACAAUGGAGAUCCUAGAACUGAUUCCUGGUUCCUGGUGCACUCGCCGCUCCCGGUCACCCUCCUCUUUGCCUUCUAUCUCCUCCUGGUGGUGGCAGGUCCUGCCAUCAUGAGCCACCGGGAGCCUCUGAGGCUGGCUGGACCCCUGGCUGCCUACAACCUGGGCCUAGUGCUUCUCUCCGGGUACAUAUUCUAUGAGUUCAUGGUCACCUCCCUUCUGGCCAAGUACAGCUACUUCUGCCAGCCGGUGGACUACAGCCAGAGUGAGCUUGGAAUAAGGCAGAUGGCGAGCGUGUGCUGGUGGUGUUUCUUCUCAAAGGCCAUUGAACUGCUUGACACAGUCUUCUUCAUAUUACGAAAGAAGCGGGAGCAGAUCACCUUCCUGCAUGUCUACCACCACGGCACCAUGCUCUUUAACUGGUGGGCUGGAGUCAAGUAUGUGCCCGGGGGGCAAGUCUGGGGCCCCACAUGCGGCGCUAUUUGUGGUGGAAGCGACAUCUCACCACCCUGCAGCUGGGUCAGUUUGUGGCCAUUGCUGCCCACUCUUCCUACAAUCUCUUUGCUGAGUGCUACUUCCCGGAUGGGUUCAACAUGGCUGUCCUCCUGUACUCCCUCAGCCUCAUCCUCCUCUUUCUCAACUUCUACCACCAGACAUACCUCAGGGGCAAGCAGGAGAAGCUCACUUAAGGGACUGGACCCCAGGAAUGAACCAGACAGCCAGCGGGGCUUGUAGCCCACUGGUGCUAAGUAGAUCCCUCUGAUACUGCAUUUCAUCCUGUGAAGAAACAAUUGCCUUCUUUCCAGACAGAGAUCAAGGGGAAAGAAAUGGACCCUACGUCCUGUACUGACUUCGGUUAUGGCACUUCCCAGGUGGAUUUGUAACUAUGAAUCUCCUUUCUUAUUAAAUGUAAGCCCCUCAUGGGAGGGACACUGUUCUUCUCUAUGUUCCUACCUGACACAACACCUCAAUAAAUGUG
Messenger RNA from Talpa occidentalis (Iberian mole), 1153 nucleotides. Its product is annotated as elongation of very long chain fatty acids protein 4-like. Bases 130 to 909 code for a protein of 259 amino acids. NCBI's taxonomy places the organism in Eukaryota, Metazoa, Chordata, Mammalia, Eulipotyphla, Talpidae. The record is from RefSeq and is a predicted model, not a curated record. The transcript is spliced from 8 exons. Gene Ontology annotation, biological process: fatty acid elongation, polyunsaturated fatty acid; fatty acid elongation, saturated fatty acid; sphingolipid biosynthetic process. Gene Ontology annotation, cellular component: endoplasmic reticulum membrane. Gene Ontology annotation, molecular function: fatty acid elongase activity.